Pocillopora damicornis (cauliflower coral) is the source of this 4220-nucleotide messenger RNA. RefSeq lists its product as uncharacterized. Lineage: Eukaryota; Metazoa; Cnidaria; Anthozoa; Scleractinia; Pocilloporidae. Gene Ontology annotation, molecular function: protein binding. The record is from RefSeq and is a predicted model, not a curated record. Gene Ontology annotation, biological process: signal transduction.
UUGAGAAUGCCGAUUACUGACAAGGAUAUACCCUGUGUAAGGGCUAUUCAUAGCUGUGCGAAAUGCAAUCGACCAUUCAAGGGAAAGGACUCUAAAGAGAGUUAUAUUAAGCAUCUAGAACACAGUUCAAAACAUAAGAUCUCGAAGGCUAGUGUACCCGAAAGUUGUGGUCAAUGUGGUCGAUACUUUUCAAGCACGAGAGCUUUAAUUCAACACUUGAAAAAAAGUCGCCAUCAUUUGAAAGAUUUGCACUACGCCGCUUGCACGGGGAAAUUUCAACUCGUGGAGAAAUUAAUGAGAAAUGAGAUGGCAGAUUCGCCAGGAGACUCUCAUCAACCGUCGAAACCUCAGAUGGGAUUCACGCCGAUGCAUUGUGCUGCCUUCGGCGGCCACGAAGAGUGUUUGACGAUCAUGCUUAGCUGGGUCGAUGGAGAUCCAAAUGUUGUUGAUCCCAAAGAUGGCAAAACUCCUGUUCAUCUAGCUGCAUGGAAAGGACACGGGAACUGUCUCAGAUUACUGCUCAAGAAGGGUGGUGAUAUAAAUAGACCUGAUUGCAAUGGAAACACUCCAAUGUCUUUGGCAAAAGAUAGAUAUUGUAUGUAUGUAGUUGGAUAUCAUUUGGCUGCAAAGCAAUUCAAGCUGAUAAUGGAACCGUUAUGUGACAAUCUACGCCGUGUAAAUAUUGCAGAGGUACCCACGAAAAUCGAAGGUCGUGAAGAACCAAGGCAGGCUGAAGAAAUGAGUCCAUCAAAUAUUCAAGACAAAUCCAGUGAACCUUAUGAAGUUCUUGCGAGGGGCGAGUUGGCAGUUGAAAUAUUUAACAAGGCACUACUAGAGGGGAAAGCUUGUGUACCUCGUAUGCAGCUCACCGUGAUUGGAGAUGUAGGCGUGGGCAAGACAAGCCUGGUACGUUCUCUUAGUGGAGAAGAUUUUGUAGAAGAACGGGAAGAAACUCGUGGAAUUGUCACAUCCAUGGUUGAGAUGACAGAAUUAGACGAGUCGUGGCAUGCGGUUGACCUGAAUAAUUCCAUUGUAGAUGACAUUUUAGCUGAGAAAGUGUGUCAGGGAAUUAGAGGCACCCCAGUAAAAGGCCAGUCUAAUGAUUCUCAUGGCAAACAACCUGGUUGUUCUCAGUCAAGACUGUCUUUUCCCCCAACCAAUUUCAGGCGACUUGCUAGCAUAGAAGGUCCAUCUACUUCAGGAGGUACUGGAAUAAGAAGCAACGCGGAUGAAACAAGUAUGGUGAAUAUGUCUCCUGCUGCAAGUCCCAGUGUUCUAUUUGGAGACACUACUUCACGUACCAUGCCAGUCGAUCAAAUCAAGCGAAAGCUGAGUCACCCUGUGGGAACGUCACCGAAUGAUAGCGAGAAGAAGUACACUAAAAUCAGCAUUUGGGACUUUGCAGGCCACUCUUUGUAUGAAGCAAUGCACCAUGUUUUCCUAAAUCGGCGUUCAUUUUAUCUUGUUGUAUUGAAUUUGGUUCGCCUGUGUAACCCUGAGACUGUUAACCAAGCCUUAGAGGAGAUACACUUUUGGCUCAAUUCCGUACGCGUACAUACUCCUCACACGACACCUGUGUUCCUCGUAGGAACGCGUCGUGCUGAAGUGGCGAACGAAGAUUUGGCUACUGCAGAGAGUGUCCUUUAUGAUGAAUUGGUAGAGAGCUUUGGGCAGCAACUGGUUAAUAGUAAAGAACGAAGCUUCUUGUUUCCGGUAGAAAACUCCCUAGGUGGUGAAGACUCUGGUGCCAUAGCCUUAAGGAAAGCUAUCGAAAAUGAAGCUGCUCUCUUACAGAAAAUGGAGGAGGAACUUCCUGUGCUGUGGCUUCAUUUUGAAGAGGAAAUUCUGAAGUGCAGGGAUCAUCCACUUUUCCCACCUUGUGUGCGCAAGAUCAACCUGAAACGCAUGAUGGAGCAGAAUACUUCCCGUGUUGUCGAAGAAAGAGAGUUUGACAGCAUGCUGCAUUUCUACCAUGACAGCGGAGUGAUAAUCCUACCAGAGGAGCUGAUCGGACCGACGACGUAUCACUCCGAGCUGAACGACUUGGUGGUCAUCAAUCCACAAUACCUAGUCGAUGUUAUGACUUGUCUUCACGAUGUUACCGACCACCUGGAUAUUGAUCGUAGACACCGUAGUCAGUGGAAGACCUUGCAAGAGGAAGGAGUGGCUGACAUCGAGCUUCUUAAGUUUUUAUGGGAAAAAUUCAGAAGCCCUAUUGCUGAGCUUGUUGGUAUCUUGGAAGCGUCAGGUAUGCUGUGCCCGAUCUCUGCCUCAGCUGAGGUAAAAGACCACGAAGAUGGCACCGUUCCAGUUGAAGGUGACGAGAAUAGUGCUCAAAUCAGCAAAUACAUUGUUCCAUUUCACCUAAAAGAGAAAAGCUUGAUGAGAAAGUGGGAAAAGCUUUGUCAGAAAAGCUGGUCUGGAAUUUGUACCUCAGACAAACUCCUCGUGUUUGAUUUCCGUAGUUUCCUACCUCCCGCUCUCUUUAACUACUUUAUUGUUCGUACUAGCGCAAGAAGCAAAGACAGCAGUGGUAUGAAACCGAUCAUCACCAAAGGGAUGGCCAUAUUUUCAUUUGAAGAUAGUUUCUUUCUUCUUACGGAGAUGUGUCAGAAACACAACCAAAUUCGAAUCAGGGCAAGGUACAAAAAUGGCAAGAAGCUCCACAAAUUGUUUAACAUACUUAUGUCAAUAAUGACAGACAUUUGUCAGCGCCAGUUUAGAUUUCUUAAGUUCAGCUUUGGGCCUGUCUGUCCUAACCCACGUUGCCCUGGGUCAUCCAGUGACGGAACGGUUCGCCGAGCGGAAACCUCCUCUGAUGAAAGUGAUGAAGGCGAUGAUGAUGGAGAGUGCGAAGGUGGUGGGCUCGUGUCCUCUGUCCAUUCCCCAGCCGAAGGCGUUCGUCGCCACGUAAUCUGCAUUGACCCAACUGCGCCAUCUAAGCCCAUGUGGUGUAACUCUACGCCAGUCCACGAAUUUGAAGAAAUUAAACAGUGGUUUGUCGAGCCGCAAGAUGGCAGUUCUAAGGUCCCAGAGGAUUCUCCUUGUUAUUCUGAACAAGUUCAGAGUUGCUGCCUUGUCGUAGUCGCCAAGCAACUGGCCAACAAUUGGAAGUGGCUUGGAAGAGCCCUUCUUGUAUCAGAUACAACCAUUCAAAACAUCCAUGUUGAAAACAGCUCAGAGAACGAAAGAUCUUAUCAAGUCCUCAUCCAUUGGGAGCGAACCGUGGGUCACAAAGCGACUGUACUUGAACUGAUAAAAGCAAUUGAAGAGGUUGGCGACGUUUCAACUUUGGAGGCAUUUGAGCAACACCUUGGUGAUCGUCACGUUAAUGCAGCCGAUCCUGGUUCCUUUCAGUAGGCUGUUUUCCUCUCCACACAGACCUCUAGAUUAGAAAACAUAAGUAACAACAGUUUUCUCGUUAUCUCUUUUUUCGACCACCGCGUACCCUGAACUUUUAGCAAUCCCAUGUGAGAAUCACCAGGAUGCUCCUAGAACAUUUUGAAGUUAACCCUUGCGGCCAAGUAAGAAAAUUCUCAGUUUAGAUUGGAAUGACCUCUUCUCUGCCCACCUUUCUCCUUGUCUGUCUGUCUGUCGAGUGACAUGCAGAAAGAGGGACUACCCUUAAUAGGAGAAGCACACCACACAAUCAACUGCGGCGUACAGUCGUAAGAAAAGCAAAAUUGGUUUUGGCUUUUUUUCUGAUAAAAACAGAUAAUUUCAAGGAUUCAGGCAUAGUUUGAGAUUUUUAAUUAAGGCUGACAGCGCAUAUCAUUGUCUUUAUUCACUGAAACUUCCCCAACUUUCUCAUGAAGUAGAUAAGAAUAUGGCGGAGAACGAUUUAAAACUAUUGUAUUCGUUGUUAGGACUUAGGACUUAAAUGGAACAGAAACAUAAUAACUUUUUUGAAUUCUUAGAAUGUUUAAUACUGGCAGAGUAAAAGACGCGAUUGGAACAAAAACUGCCAGGAAAUUCGAGACAAAUCUUCCUAAAUGUCUUUCAAGAGAAUUUGUCAAUAGGUAAGAGCGAAAUAUUGAGACACAUUUUAUUUCUGAUCUAAGGAAAGUUAUUUUUUUAAACCUUUUGGAUACCAUUCAAAGCCUUCUUGUUGUCUUAUUCUUUGUUUAGACAAUUUAACAGUGAGUUUUGUCGGAAUUUCCUCUCAUUUUUUACGUAUAUUGCACUUUACUUCAGUCUAAGUGCAAGAUUAAAAAAAAAAA